CCCUCCGUCUAGUUUUUCUCUAUUUCUCUUCUUCUAGAUCUUGGCCAAGUUAAUUUUCAUCAAUGGCUUGUGUGCCAAGGACCACUGCACCAUCAUGGUCAUGCCAAGACAGUGAAGCCUCUGCAGAGCUCAAGCUCAUAGUGAUGGCUGUAAUGCUUGGAACCAGCAUUGUGAGCAUCUCUUCACCUUUGAUUUUCUCUCAUUUCAUUCACUGGAAGCCCAUUCACAGUAAACUUCUUCUAGCUAUCAAAUGCUUGGCAGCUGGUGUAAUUCUCUCUAUUUCACUUGUCCAUGUCCUUCCUCGUUCAUUUGAUUCCCUCUCCGACUGCCAAGUCGUGUCCCUCCGUCCAUGGAAGGACUUACCCUUCUCGGGUAUUGUUCCGAUCAUCGGAGCAGUCACGGCAUUGCUGGUGGAUAUCAUGCAGAGUUGUUAUGGGAAUGAUAAGAGCAGUCACUAUGCGCCCGUGAAGACACACGAGGAUUCUUCUUCUGAUGGGAAGAAAACUGUGACUACUCAAUUUGAAAUGGGGAUAAUGGGGUGGCAUGAUCGGCAAGCGGAGGAGAUGGCGAAACUGAAGCAGAGGCUGGUUGCUCAAGUUUUGGAGAUUGGGGUAGUGUUCUACCCGGUGAUUAUAGGGCUGAUGACGGGAGUUUCUCACAACCUUUGCACCGUAAAAGCUCUGGUUGCUGCCCUGGUGCUUCACCAUUUCUUUGAAGGAAUAGAGCUAGGUGGCUGCAUGGCACAGGCAGGCUUGAACUUCGGAACAACAGCAUAUAUGUGCAUCGUGUUUUCAGUAACUGCACCAAUUGGGAUGGUUUUGGGCAUGAUAUUAUAUACAGCCACUGGUUAUGAGCCCAGAAGCGCCAAUGCCUUGAUCAUGGAAGGAAUAUCGGGGUCUCUAGCGUCUGGCAUACUGCUAUACAUGGCGUUUGUCAAAUUUACAGCGGUUGAAUUCUUCUACAGCAAGGUGAUGAUGGGGUCUAGGCCAUGGAUGAAGAAGCUGUGCUUCUUUCUUUUUGUUGUUGGGUGUGCUUCUAUGGCAUUUCUCAUCAUCUGGGUCUGAAUAAUGUUUUGUGCUUUGGGGAACAAUAUCAUCAGUGCCCUCUGAAUAAUUUCAAG
This is a messenger RNA of Vitis vinifera (wine grape), 1120 nucleotides long. RefSeq names its product zinc transporter 6, chloroplastic. The record is from RefSeq and is a predicted model, not a curated record. Gene Ontology annotation, biological process: zinc ion transmembrane transport. Bases 63 to 1064 code for a protein of 333 amino acids. Gene Ontology annotation, cellular component: plasma membrane. NCBI's taxonomy places the organism in Eukaryota, Viridiplantae, Streptophyta, Magnoliopsida, Vitales, Vitaceae. The transcript has 2 exons. Gene Ontology annotation, molecular function: zinc ion transmembrane transporter activity.